Daucus carota subsp. sativus is the source of this 783-nucleotide messenger RNA. RefSeq lists its product as uncharacterized. Gene Ontology annotation, molecular function: protein binding. The record is from RefSeq and is a predicted model, not a curated record. The transcript has 4 exons. Bases 168 to 545 code for a protein of 125 amino acids. NCBI's taxonomy places the organism in Eukaryota, Viridiplantae, Streptophyta, Magnoliopsida, Apiales, Apiaceae.
GUAUAUACACGAUCUUCAUGAAGGUAAAACAGUAAACACAAAAAUAGAACAAAUUCACCCCUAUUUCUCUCUCAGUUCACAAGUGCAGAGAGAAUGCUAUAAAACAAACCCUAGUUUUCAAUUCUACCAUCUUUCACAAGGGUGUAUUGGGUAUUUGAUUCUUGGAGAUGAUCACUGCAGGCCCACCUGAGCCGUUGGAUUUUUUCAUCUGGACCGUUGAGGAUGUAGGCUUGUGGUUGGAAGAGAUAAAUCUUGGUAGCUAUCGUGAAAUCUUCAAGGAAAAUGGUGUCAAUGGAGAAUAUCUAGAAAGCAUGUCCAUGUUUACGACUGAGCAAAUACUUCGGUUUAUCAGGCGGUGCCACAUGAAAUGGGGCGACUUUAUAACACUUUGCAAGGAACUCAGGCAAAUUAAAGUGGCUUGUUUGAAGGGAGAACAAAAAGUUCGUCGCCCUUGGUGGGCUCCAUGUUGCCUCUCAGUAGUCUUCGUCAGAGCAGCAAAGCGCAAUAGGCAAUCAAGAGUAGUUUCCUUGAAGCUAGAACAAUGAUACGAGAGAGGGAUCUGCCAGUAUAUGUGUAUUACCCUACUAGUUUUUUCUUUGGAAAUUGAUAAAAUAAGCUCCAUCUUUUACGGAUUAAGUUUGAAUGUGCAACAUUGUACGCAUAUAAUGUAGUACACCUACAAUGCAUAGGUAGAGGUUAAUCGGUAAAGUUUGGAGCUAAUCUAUCAUUUUUUUGGCUAAAACACAAUAAACAUGAAACAACCCCUUUUUUACAUUUUCUGUC